UCCACUCGCCCACGGCGCCGAGAGACAUGGCGGCCGUCCGCCUAUCCCCACGCCUCCGCUCCAUUCCCCUCCUGCUCCCCGGACUCGACCCCGCGGCCGCAGUCCACCGCAGCUCGGCCACCGCCGCCGCCGCGCGCGCCAUGUCCUCCACCUCUUCCUCCUCCGCGUCCUCGGCCCCCACCCCCUACACGACGCUCGUGGGCCGCGUCCGCUGCGAGCGCGAGAUCAAGCGCAGCAAGUUCAUCGCAGUCGCCGCCUCCGUCCCCGACGAGCGCUCCGCCAUGUCCUUCCUCAACGAGGUCAAGGAUCCUCGUGCCACCCAUAAUUGCUGGGCGUACAAGGUGGGAGAGCAAUUCCGUUAUAACGAUGACGGCGAACCUUCAAGCACAGCUGGAAAGCCAAUAUACUCUGCUAUCAUUUCAUCUGGCAUAGAUAUGGUCAUGGUGGUUGUAAUCAGAUAUUUUGGAGGCAUAAAACUUGGAACCGGCGGGCUGGUGAGAGCUUAUGGUGGGGUUGCUUCUGAGUGCCUUAAAGAUGCUCCUACUUGUCUUGUGAAACCCAAGGCUCGUGUGGGAAUGGAAGUACCAUUUGAUCUCUUGGGUACAGUCUAUAACCAGCUGCAACAUUUCCAUGCCGAAGAUAUUAAACAGGACUAUGACACUGGCAAAGAUGGUACAGUUGUCGUCAUGUUCAAAGUAGAAUAUGAAAAAAUUGAGAGUCUUGGAAGUGCAGUGAAUUCAGCUUGCAGCAGGAAAAUUGAAUUAUUACAAUAAGCAGAGGGGACAAGAUUGAUUGUUCUGUUUCAAUGUUUAACUAGCAGCUAGUACAGCUUCAGUUUGUUGAGUGUAAGUAUUUGUAGAAUCGAAUCCCACUAUGUUUUUUCGGCUCCAUGACUUAAUGGAAAUUUCGCAUGGGCUUAGAUCAACCCAUUGACCUCUCCAAUUUUUUUUAUCAUAUGUACUUCCAAGCCUUUGAUUCUACUGUUUUAUACUUGACUCAACGGCAUGUAGGCACCAAAAGUAUUUACUCCCUAGCCUCACUGUAAUUUCAACUCCAUACUGGAGUGCCUUUGAUAAACCCUACAUUCACCUCCAAGGAGGUGACUGUUCACUCCCAACAGUAUAUAUUAGCUUCAGUUCACAUGAUGUAUCUUUCUUAAGUUACAAUCACUGGAAUUUAGUGUUGUCCAUUUUUAAA
Messenger RNA from Hordeum vulgare subsp. vulgare (domesticated barley), 1197 nucleotides. RefSeq names its product IMPACT family member in pol 5'region. Gene Ontology annotation, biological process: regulation of translational initiation. Gene Ontology annotation, cellular component: cytoplasm. NCBI's taxonomy places the organism in Eukaryota, Viridiplantae, Streptophyta, Magnoliopsida, Poales, Poaceae. The transcript has 6 exons. The record is from RefSeq and is a predicted model, not a curated record. The coding region runs from base 27 to 773 and encodes 248 amino acids.